CCGCAAAAUCGCUCAACCUCCACCCUUCACCGCUUGACCUCCGCCCUCCGCUGCUCGACCUGCACUCUUCGCCUGUCUGCUGCUGUCUGCCGCUCGACCUUCAUUGUUUGCUGCCCGACCUCCGCUCUCCGCCGCCUGACCUCCGCUCUCCACCCCUCGGGUGGGCAUCAUCAAUUAACCUCCACUCCAGCCAUCGUCAUCGACAAAACACAAAGUUUGAGAGCUCAAGACAUCAACCUGGGGUUUGCGAUAGAGCCUAUCUUAAGUGGAAAUUUGCCUUCUGUCUUCGACGCAAGUACUCGCCGCAGUGUAAUCAUAUUGCAAACCGAUAAUGGUACUCCACUGCUGCAAAUGACGGUAAGCAACCAAACGACGAAAGAUAACUCUCAGUAUAGUCGCGACUAGACCACCGACUCUCAAAGAUAAGAACGAAAGAAAAAAGAGGUUUCUUAUUCUCCCUCUGUUAGCUUCUCUUUCUUUUCUUAUGUAUGCCCAAUUUUAACUUUCGUUGAUAGAAUUCGGUGCUUCUUAGCAGUUGGAGUGUAUUUUUGUAUUGUGUGGCGUUUCAUAUAUUUUGGGGCAAAAAGUGAAGUUAGGUGAUAAUUGUUUAGAGUAGGUCAAUGUUGUAUGCAGUUUCUCCAGUGAGUCCCUUUACGAGCAGCAGCAGCAACUGUUACCCUAGAAUCAAUUUUCAUCAGAAGCGUUUAGCUUCAACAAGGCUUAAUAAGGCCUCGGCCUCAGCGGGUCCCAAUGGAGCGAAGAUCGAGUACACUCCAUGGCUGAUUGUUGGCUUGGGCAACCCUGGAAACAAAUAUCAUGGAACUCGACAUAACGUUGGAUUUGAAAUGAUAUAUCGUAUCUCUCAAGAAGAAGGCAUUUUGAUGAACACUAUACAAUCCAAAUCAUUGAUUGGCACAGGUUCCAUAGGACAAGUCCCCGUUUUGUUGGCCAAACCUCAGACAUAUAUGAACUUCAGUGGAGAAUCGGUUGGGCGACUUGCAGCAUAUUAUCAAGUACCCUUGCGCCAUAUCCUACUGGUAUAUGAUGAAACGAGCUUACCAAAUGGAGUUUUGAGGCUUCAACCAAAAGGAGGACAUGGCCAUCACAAUGGGGUGAAGAGCGUAAUGCAACAUUUAGAUGGCCGUCGAGAAUUUCCUCGGUUUUGCAUAGGUGUUGGAAACCCUCCUGGUACAAUGGAUAUUAAAGCUUUUCUUCUUCAGAAGUUCAGUGCCUUGGAAAGGGAACAGGUGGAUGCUGCACUGGAACAAGGUGUUGAGGCCGUUAGGACACUUGUCGCAGAAGGAUUUAGCAAUCGGAUUAAUAGGUUUAAUAUUGGGCAGAAGUACAAAUAUCACAAAGUUUAAUUGAAUUCGCUUGUGAUAAAGAUUUCCUAUUUCUUUUGUUUCGUUUAUCACUAACUUUCCCGCAACCACCACUUAUCCUUUUUUAUCAUUUAUAUUUUGUAAAAAAUAUUCUCCCUAAACAAAAAAAUAAAAAAAGAAAAAUCUCUCAUGGGUGGUUGAUUCUCUUCAAUAGGAGCUGCAUGCUAUUCUGUUGCCAUCGGGGGUCUUUGAUUCCGUCGGUUGGUGUGUAGUUUUCCUUGUUAGGUUUUUAACUACUUUCUUGGUAAAUAUAGUAUUUUUUGGUAAAUAUAGUAUGUCUUUGUGUUCGGGGUUUUUGUAUGGCUUUGAGGAUGGAAUCUGAUUCUAUCAUAUCAGACGUGGGUACAAUCUUUAUUUAUUUACUUUUCGGUUUGUAUCAAUGAUAUCACAUA
Striga asiatica is the source of this 1774-nucleotide messenger RNA. Lineage: Eukaryota; Viridiplantae; Streptophyta; Magnoliopsida; Lamiales; Orobanchaceae. The record is from the annotation of a GenBank genome assembly.